Messenger RNA from Dictyostelium discoideum AX4, 1077 nucleotides. RefSeq lists its product as hypothetical. The transcript is spliced from 2 exons. Bases 1 to 1077 code for a protein of 358 amino acids. The record is from RefSeq and is a predicted model, not a curated record. Lineage: Eukaryota; Evosea; Eumycetozoa; Dictyosteliales; Dictyosteliaceae.
AUGAACCUUCAAGAUUUACCGACAGAGGUAUUUUAUUUAAUAUUAUCAAAAGUUUCAAGUGAUUUUAUAAUUCAAGAAUUUCAAUAUGUUUCAAAAUAUAUUUACCAUCUCUGUAGUGAUGAAUUAUUUUGGAAAUUAUUAUCACACUCUAAAUAUAAAAAUUCUCCAAAAUUAAAAUCAAGAUUUCAAAAAUUAAAUAACCAAGAAUUUAAUGAAAAUCAAGAUAAUUUAAAUAUUGAUUUAAAUAAUUUUAAUAAUAAUAAUAAUAAUAAUAAUAAAAAUAAUAAUAAUAAUAAUUUAAAUGAAAAUAAUGAAAAUAAUUAUUUUUUAGAUGAAGCAAAUAUUGAAAAUAAUUAUAGAAGAAUUUUAUUAAAUUAUCAAGAAAAUAGUUGGAAAUUUUUUUUUAUUAAAAGUAGUACUCCACGUUAUUUAGUAAUUGGUUCAGAAAUUGAAGAUAAUAGAAUUUUAGAAUUAAAAAAAAGUCUACAUAAAAUGGGUUUAAAAUCAAUUGAUCAUUUUAAUGUUUUUGGUUUUAAAUCAUUAACCGUAAAUGAUCUUUACCAAUAUGAUGGUAUACUUUUCUUUUCAUAUUGUGGUUUUAGACAAAAAUCAAUUGGUAAUAUUUUAUCAGAUUAUGUUGAUAGUGGUGGUGGUAUUGUUAUUGCUGCUUAUUCAAAUUGUGGAAAAGGUAAUAGACUUGAAGGUAGAUGGUUAGAAGAAGGAUAUAAUCCAUUUAAUGAUGGUAUUACACAAAGAGUUUACAAAUUAAAAAUGGGUAGAAAAAUUAUACCAGAUCAUCCAAUUUUAGAAGGUGUUGAAAAAUUUGGUGGUGGAGUAAAUAGUUCUCAUAGUGAUUCAGAAAUGUCUUCACAAUCUAAUUUAAUAGCUGAAUGGGAGAAUGAAAGACCAUUAAUUGUUGAAUUAUCAACUAAAAAAUCUCCAAUCAUUGGUUUAAAUUUUUAUCCGCCUUCUAAUGAAUUUGAUCCAUCAAGUUGGGAUAAAACUACUGAUGGUUUAAAAAUUUUAUUAAAUUCUUUAAAAUAUGUUGUUGCUCAUUCUUUAAAAAUUAAUAAAUAA